Molecule: messenger RNA, 1106 nt
Organism: Larimichthys crocea (large yellow croaker)
Lineage: Eukaryota; Metazoa; Chordata; Actinopteri; Sciaenidae
Exons: 2
Coding region: 195-1022 (275 amino acids)
Source: RefSeq, a predicted model, not a curated record
UUCUUGUUGUGUUUGGUUCCCCUAGGCCGGAUGUAACAAUAGGAAACAUGGAGCCUUUCUACUUCAGUGUUGAGGCUGAAUAAGUCUGACUGUGACAGGCCUCAUCAACAGGAAAUACAUGUCCUCUUCCACUCAUGUAUUUUUAAAGGCUUUAUAAGCCGUUCCUCUCAGCAGAUUCCAAACGCUCGCCAAAGAUGAAGGACUACCUGACAAACUUUCCCUCUGCAAAGCUCAGCAUCUAUGCUGCCGUCAUCGUGAUCUUUACUUACAAUGUGUUGCUGGAGAGAGACAUGGCAUGCACGUGUAAACCACAAACAAACGAGUGCAACUUACACAUGGGCCUGCCGUUCCUAGUCAUAUUUGUCCUGAUUCUUUGGAUGGAUAAGAAGUUUAGAAAAACCUGGAAAUACACCUGUACCUGUCCAUGCGGUACAUCUGGAUGCACAGACGUUUGUGAGCGGUGCUGCUGCAGCACAUUUCUGUUGGUUUUAGCCCGUCACAUGUUGAAGGCGGCUUUAGUUGGUCUGCUGUGGGUCGCCUCCGUGCUGAUCGAUGGACACUGGUAUGUUUGCUGUAAGAAUGAUCACUCUGAACAACAGGCACAGUUAGCCUGCAAAGACAAGCAACACAUCACAGCUGAGGAACAACAGAUCAUCGCUGAACUGAGAAACUUGUCAAAGACUAUCGGCUUCUCUAUUCUCUUCAGCAUCAUUCUUGCUGCAGCCCUGAUGUCUUUGAUUGGAUGGAGGAAAUGCUGUGAAGGGAAAUUAGGCUGUUGUGACAGAAAAGUUUUCUAUGACAAACUGAUUUUAGAAGAAGAGGGACAUGUACUGAAAGAGAUUUUGAGAACUGCAGCAAAAGAAAAGUUGACUGUGACCAUCACUGAGAAAAUCUGUGAAAAAAGAUGGAAGGAAUGCUUCGAUGCUGCUCAGGCAGUGAUGAAAUGUGGCGAGCCAACACUUUCUGAACAAGUACGACAACAGUGGAGCAAAAGAAAUGACGAACACGACACAGAACUCUGAGCUCAGCAUGUCUGCUCCACUCACCAUAAAUAUAAGUAUAUAUAAAACAAGUGUAUGUAUAAAAACACAUUUAUUGUAUGCUGC